This is a messenger RNA of Drosophila santomea, 1872 nucleotides long. It is a transcript of the gene r2d2, whose product is annotated as double-stranded RNA-binding protein Staufen homolog 1. NCBI's taxonomy places the organism in Eukaryota, Metazoa, Arthropoda, Insecta, Diptera, Drosophilidae. The coding region runs from base 213 to 1178 and encodes 321 amino acids. The record is from RefSeq and is a predicted model, not a curated record. The transcript has 2 exons.
GAAAAACGUAGCCAGCACUAUUGUCGUGAAGCAUUUAUAAUUUGUUUAUAUUUCGUUUGUACCAAAAAAAAAACUGUGAUUCCCGGAUUGUAUCGUUGGCCGUUUCAGGGAACUAACGCCGCUUCGUGAUUCACGUGCCAUCUCUAAUAAAAUUGCAGUGGAUUUGUCAUUUUAUAUAUUGUUUUAGCUUGUGAAAUAUCUGCACGUUAGACAUGUCCUUCUCCACUGAACCCGUAGAUAACAAGUCAGCCGUAUCCGCUCUACAGGAGUUUUGUGCCAAGACAAAGAACAUUCCACCAGCAUAUGAAUUUAUUGACGGCGAAGACGGCGGGUACGUCUGUAAAGUAGAUCUGAUGGAGGUCGAGGCCUACGGAAAUGGCCGUUCGAAGCGCGAUGCCAAACACCUGGCAGCCGUCAAUAUCCUGCGUAAAAUCCGAAAGCUGCCCGGCGUAGAAAACAUUCUGCAGGAUUCGGAAACCAACACGAUGGGUGAUCCGGGUCAGGAAGUGAUCAACUUAAACCGGGACAUGCUGAAGGAGCUGCGAGACUACUGCGUCCGCCACGAGAUGCCACUGCCCACCAUUGAAAUAGUGCAGCAAAGCGGCACACCCAACGCCCCGGAAUUCGUGGCCUGUUGUUCGGUGGCUUCCAUCGUUCGCUACGGAAAGUCGGAUAAAAAGAAGGAUGCCCGUCAGCGCGCGGCCAUCGAAAUGCUAGCCUUAAUUUCCAGCAAUGCGGACAAUUUGCGUCCGGAUGAAAUGCAAGUUGUAAGCACCAAAAAAUCGGAAGGUCUUGCUGUGGAAGAAACGCUGGAGGAAUUGGAGGUGUUGCGCAGAAAGAAGUUCAACACCUACAGGGAGCUCACAGAUACUGGAAGCGUGGACCAUACGGGUCUGCGCCUCUGCGACCGGCACAACUACUUCAAGAACUUUUAUCCUGCCCUGAAGGAGGCGGCACUUGAGGCCAUCAAUUGCGAUGAUUACAUGACCUCCAAGGAUAAGGCUUUGAGCGUGAUGAGCGCUUUAAAGAUAACACCCUCAAUCAGUACACUGGCGUCCUCAUCGAUGGUGCCCAUGCUGUGCGUUGAGCUUAAUUGUGACUUCGACGUGGUCUUUGCAGCGCUGGAAACUAAUAUAUACGACCAAAUAAUAGACUAUUUCCGCACCAUGUUGAUCUAAUGCGUAGUAUCCAAUACGUAUGUGGUAUAUAUAUAACAUUUAUUUAACUAGGUUGGCUUAGAACUAAGUAAACUUCGUCAUAUUUACACUCUAGAAUGCACAUAAUUCAUUAUAUCUUACGUUUAAUACAAUCUCCACAAACGCUGUGGGUGUAAGACAUAAAAAAGUGAUUUUUUCAAGGUCUUUUGGUAAACAUCUAUGUUAACUUUGUACAGGAUUGAUGGUUCUGAAAAAUCCAAGCAAAUCACUAAGGGAAGUGGGUACAACAACAAAAGCUUUCAACAAACUUUCGAGAUGGUGUAACAUGAUUUUAUUAUUUAUUUUCCGACGCCAAUACCGAUGUUAUAUGAUCUUGUUGCUUAUUACAUCUCUUAAGUUCCUAUUAAAAUUUAAAAUAUUCAAACGGCCCAAAGCUAUUGUUUUUAACAACUGAUAAUGUAACAUGUAUUGCACAGUAAAAAAAAACCUACCUUUGUUAUUAUUAAGGUUGCUUAAUUAAACCAAAUGUUUUAAAUAAUUUAAAUGUAAGGCUAGCUGGUAAAACUGCUGCACUCCUUUUGUAUAAAAGUACAACUUUUAUGCGAGUAAAAGGAUUUGCAUUGCAAAGUAAACGGUGAAAAGAUAUUUAUAUAAAAUCUCGUCUUUCAUCAGUUAUGGUUUUAUUCCUACAAUACAAUGCAAAAAUGAAAACUAA